Monodelphis domestica (gray short-tailed opossum) is the source of this 1526-nucleotide messenger RNA. The record is from RefSeq and is a predicted model, not a curated record. Lineage: Eukaryota; Metazoa; Chordata; Mammalia; Didelphimorphia; Didelphidae.
UAUAACUCAGGGUCUGUAGACAUGGUUCUGGGAAAGCCAGACCAGAUCAGACAAGGAGAGGAGGAAGGUGGCCUUUGAGCUCCACGUGCCUUCAUGGCUGCCAACGAUGCAGGGGCUCCUUGCUGCUCAGACACAGAAGCAAAACAUAAAUAGGCAACAGAGUCCAAGUCCAAGUCACAGUGGAAGCCGAAGCCAAAGCCAGAGCCCCAGUCCCAUUGUCAGUCCCAGCCCUAGUCCACCCAGGACUCCUAAAGGGACAGCAUACACCAGGGACCAUCACUCCUCAUCCCAUGCCCAACCCCACACUCACUCCCACCAUUUGCAUAACACCAACCAUCAUCCCUCCAACACUUGUCCUACAAGAAGGAAGGCAACAGGGCUAGCAAAAAGAAAGGCCAAGAAAGGUCGGUCACCAUAUGGAAGGGAAAAACGAGCAGAUAGAAGAGCUCCAGUCCUGAAGAGAAAGAUCCCAGUCCUCUGGAGCAGGGGAAGCAGCCUCCACAGAGACAGAGACAGGCUCUGGGGCAGCCACACAGUCGUUAGCCUGGAGAGCAGCAGAGACAGCUCUAGGGAGACACCCAAGGAUGAGACACCUUGCUGGGUAGGAGAACAGAGAUUCCUGGGAAGGAGAGAGGCAGUGACACCUGAUGAGCAGUGCAGACCAAUGGAGAGGCCCUCAAAAGCCUCACAGAGUAGGGGCAGCACCUGGAAGGGGCUCCUGAUCAUCACAGCCUCCAUCCUCAGCUGCUGGAUCCAGCCAACGUCUGCUCAAGAUAUCACAGUUGAAGUAGAGCCACCCCUUGGGACACAAGGCUUAAGCGUCACCUUUCGUAUCGUGGGGUACUCGGGGACUCCUGUUAUGUAUAAUUGGUACUAUAAGACAUCAGCUCAGCAACCCAGCAGGAAACAUAUCGUGACAUACAGUACUUAUAAUAGAAGACAGUUACAGACCAAAAUUCGGCAGAGGGUAUACCAUAAUGGCACCAUGUUUUUCCCCAACCUCCUCGUCAAUGACUCUGGUUACUAUGAAGUACAGAUCAUCAAAGAUAGGUGGACUCUGGACAGACCUGAAGCAGGAGCCCCACUGACUGUGUAUGGUGACCUGGUUCUUGCUCCACUCUCUUUGAUCCAUUCUCCAUUGCUCCUUUCAUCCCUGCUCAGGGCAGCAGAGCAUUACCCAAGGGUCUUGUCAUCACUCUCUUCCUCCAUUUGAAGGCACUUAAGGGGGACCUACCUCCUUCUAAAACUGUAAUGGCUCACAUGUAUGCAAUACUUGAGGAUUUAUAAAGAGCUUUUGUACAUGGUCUCAUUUGAUCCAACAACACUAUGAGGGAGAGAUUAUUAUUUUAAUUUUAUAGAGGAGGAAAUGGAGAUAUAGAUAGGGACUUGCAAUUAAGUCACACAGGCAGUAACAUUCUGAGAUAGGAUUUGAAUUCUGCCCUUUCUCACUCUUAAGUCUGGAAUUAUGCCACUAUGUCAUGCCUGUCACCAGAUCCAUUGGGGUUAUCAAGACACCUUCCUAAAUG